Molecule: messenger RNA, 1488 nt
Organism: Kluyveromyces marxianus DMKU3-1042
Lineage: Eukaryota; Fungi; Ascomycota; Saccharomycetes; Saccharomycetales; Saccharomycetaceae
Product: cd14688 domain-containing protein
Exons: 1
Coding region: 1-1488 (495 amino acids)
Cellular component (GO): RNA polymerase II transcription regulator complex
Molecular function (GO): transcription cis-regulatory region binding; DNA-binding transcription activator activity, RNA polymerase II-specific
Source: RefSeq, a predicted model, not a curated record
AUGAUUGUAUAUCAGGAUUUGAAGCCAAAGGACAAGAGCUACCAGAAACAAGUUGGAACGGGCAAUGGAGUUGGUAAAGAGUUGCGAGAUACGAGCAAGGGCCCGCAGUUGUCUAGAAAAUGGGUGCUCCCGCCUAAAUCUGUGCGAAGGGUUGAUUUGGAGGGAUCAGGACAAGCGUCAGUGUCGAAAUCAGGCGUAAUGUCGGUACCAGUGCCGGUGUCUGGUGGAACUGGGAGUGAUAAGGAUUCGGGUAGUUAUAAUGGUAUUGGUGUUGGUAGUGGUAGUGGUAGUGGCGGUGGUAAUGGUGUCACAUAUGCGGAAAAGCGUAGGAAACAGAAUCGUGAGGCGCAAAGAGCAUACCGGGAACGCAAAGCGUCCAAGAUGCAGGAGCUGCAGCAGGCAAUCGACUUCUGGAAGCGUAAGUGCGAGUCUUUGCAGCACGAGUCGAAUGUUUGGAAGUCCAGGUACGAGUCAGCGGUGCUGGAGAGCCGCAACGUCAGCCAGGCGUACGAAUCACGACUGGCAAGUUACAUGAGGGAAAAUUCGGAGUUGCGGGCGAAAAGCUCAGCCAUCGCCACGGAUACUACUUCGAGUGCUGCUGCUGCUGCUGCUGCUGUUCAAGGUUUGGAUACACCGGUAACGAUUUCUCAUAAUACUAGUCCCGCUAUUACCUCAGGGCUUAAUAUAGAGGUGCAAUACGACAAGAAUGGGAACCCCACAGGUAUUCCUUCCUCCUCCGAUGCAUCGACUGGCUUGUCCAAGGACAGUCCCGCGGGACAUACUUCAGGAAAGAGCUGUACUAUCUGUGCCGAUGGUUCUUGUAUAUGCGAUGAACUUGAACUCUCCGGUUCCUCGACCUCGCCGGGCCCCACAUCGUUCCAGGAUCCGUUGCUGCAGUUCACCAUCGAUAACUGGAAACCAAUCAAACCUGUCUCAAUCCAAGCGAAACGUGCUGGUUCGGUGACACCAGCAGGUUCCACUUUGCCCCAGUUCAAACGGCUCAGGACAACGCCAGUGGGGAAUGUCCAGCCAGUAGGGAAUGUCCCGCCAGUAGGGAACAUGGUUACAGAGGAUUGUGGUUUUUGCUCAGAAUCGUCCACUUGUGUAUGCAGAGAAGCCGCUAACGAAACAGCAUGCAAGCAGGAACCCGGAUCCUGCUCUGCUUGCCAGGCAGAUUCUAAUAGCAGAAAGUUUUGUCAAAACGUCGUGCGCUGGGCGCGAGGCGUUUCCCCUGGUGGACAAACUGAGGUGGAAGGCGAGGCUUCUGGAUCCAUUGCCUCGGCAUCAUCUUCUUCUAUAUCUUCUGCCUCAUCCAAUGAAUAUAUUCCGAUAAAUGACGCAUUCCAGCGUAUCAAGAAACACAUGAAGAAUUCGUCGAACCUGUCGCCAAAUACCAUCAACUACGACGCACUAGCACUCAAAGGCCGUAAGGUCCAGCUCAAGAGCGUCAUGGAUAUCAUCAAUGACAUGAACAAGAACUUUAUCUAG